Didymodactylos carnosus is the source of this 312-nucleotide messenger RNA. Lineage: Eukaryota; Metazoa; Rotifera; Eurotatoria; Philodinida; Philodinidae. The record is from the annotation of a GenBank genome assembly.
AUGUCAAUCAUAUCAUCGCGGAAUAGCUCGGGUGGUGUUCCUAUUGUGCGUGAGGCUAAUAUGUUAAAACCCGUUCAACAAGAGUCAAUUAACAUUGCACAACAAGCAAUUAAAAAAUAUGGUGGUUAUCAUGUUGGUCAACGGUCCAAUAUAGCCAAACAAAUUCAAUCGGAUAUGAAUCGAAAAUAUGGUCGCCAUUGGCAAUGUAUUGUUGGAAAUGAUUAUGGUUCAGCUAUUGCAUUUAAGAAACAAAAUCAUAUUGUUUUUCAAAUUGAUAGAGCAUUCAUUACAUUAUUUAAGGGAGUUUGUUAA